CCGCAGGCGACGGUCGUUGAGGGAAAGGCCACUACACCACCGCCGAGGCGACCGGGAUCCCGCGGUCACUGUCAGCCUUGGAGUCCCCAUCUCUUCGUCACCGGCUCCGUUGCGUGCGACGUUACGUCAUGAAGCGACCACAGCUGGUUCUGUGCGGCCUUCUCCUCUGCCUGCUGGCCCCGUCCGGCAGUUCCGAGUCGAGCACGUCCGACAACAGCGCGGUCGAAGGAUCCCUGCACAGGGUCCCGCUCUCGGCGCUGCAGACCUCCGAGUCCGUCGCGUACCACGUGCCGGCCAACCCGCCUAGCAUCAACAACGGCGGAGGCGGCUCCGGGGGCGGCGGCGGCAGCGGCGGCUCGCACCACCACUCCCUCUACCAACCGCAGACGACCGUGUCGCCGAACCGGCGGUUCCCGGCCAUCGCCAUGUUGUUCCCGACGACGCUCACCCCGUUCUCGUCGCACAACUCGUCGCCUUCGUACGUCCACCACCACCUCCGAGGCGAGUCCUCGUCCAUGGGCGCUUCCAAGUACCACAGCGCGGAGCAGUACGAGCCGGUGCCGCCGCGGCGACCCCAGGUCGUGACCCAGUACGGCGGCGGCGAGCUGUCGCGACCGCUGCGCCGCGAGCCGCAGCACAUCUACGGAUCGCUGUCCAAGGCCCAGUCUCCGUACAGCUACGCUCCCGGGAGUCCGCUCGACAUCGUCGAAAAGAGGCCGCAGGAAGUCAGCUACGACGUCCCUCCACCGGUCGUGCCGGACACGCCCCCGCGCUACCUGUACGAGCGCCCGCUCAUCGACCACGAACGCCCGACCCACGCGCGCCCUCUGACCUCCAUGGUCGACGGACCCCAGUACUCGGACCACGGUAGGCCGGAACGGCCUCCGCAGAUGCAGCAGCAGCAGCAACAGCAGCAGCAGUCGGCGCCGCAGUCCCUCCCACCGCAGCAGACCACCCUGUACGGCUCGCCCAAGUUCUCCAGCUCGUCGCAGCUCAGGUCCGGCGGCCAGUACCCGCAGCUGGUCACCGAGAAGCCGGCGCCCUCCGCCCCGCAGCCGCCGCCGAGCUACGUCAGGCCCAUCAAGUACGCCAGCAGCGGGUCUCCGUCCCAGUCGCCGUCUUCGUCGAGCGGUUCGGGUAGCGGCAACGGCGGAUCGAGCGGCGGAGCGGACGACGUCUACGGAGUGCAGCCGUCGGCGUACCACCACAGGGGCGGCGGGGGCUCCAGGCAGGAGCUCUCGCAGCACCAGCAGCCCGAGUCCCGCGUUCCCGACCAGGAGGAACAGCCGCAGCAGCAGCCGCCCCGGAAGCUGCAUCCGCAGGCGGAGGCUAGUCCCAUGUACGCCCGCUACCCCAAGAACUCUCAGGAGAACACCCGCUUGGAGGACUCUCCGUCGGCGGAGAAGCAGACCCCGUCGUACCAGAACUACCCGGUGGGCCUGUACGGCUCCGGAGGAUCGGACGGAGGCCGGAACACGAGGCGGCGGUACAACCUGGUGUACAUCCCCGUCGACGUCCUGAAGAAGCUCCUCACUGAGGCAGGCUACAGGAGGAAGAAGUAGCGGGCACCGCAGCGCUGUGCACGAUGGUCUUGAGGGGGAAAAAAAAGAAAGGAGGAGAAAAAAAAAACCGAAGAAAAAGCGCGAACUUUUGGACUUGAAAGUGGGCCGGUGAUCGAACGUGUGUCUUCGUGUUUUGUUUUGUGUGAUUAUGAUUAUUAUUAUUAUUUUAUUAAUAUUAUUAUUAUUUUUCGUACGUUGCAGUAUGGUUACGUGGUGGACUUUAGUCGCGCGCACCUCUCCCACCCCCAACCUCCACAUAGGUUGCGAGACGUCAGUCGAAGAAGGGAGAAAGAAGCGGGCAAGCAGCCUUCCUGGACGUGGGUCACGAGACCGGCACUGACUGCCAGCAUCGACAACAUUCGUGAUAGUCGCCUAGAAUCGGCAGCUGAGACUUAGUGGCCGCGUCGCCGAUUUGGACUUCAUACAGGACAAAACACGGUGCUCGUCAGACUUCACGAGCUUAUAUUUCUGUUCAGGCUCUCAAUCCAAUGUUACGCCGAUCAUCGAUUAAGUAUUGGUGCAAGUGCGUGUAGACCAAGCAAGUCACUUCGCUCUGUGCAGUUAAAACAGUGUUUUUACAGCCCUUAGUAUUGCGGAAACAGACCAUAGUAGCUUAUCACGUGCAAUGUAUACACUCACGACCAAUCCGCUUCUAAGUGAGUCAGUUUACUUUGUUAUCUUUAGUCAGUCUUCGAAAUCCUAACUAUAGGAUACUCCAAAAGGGUGCGUUCGUCUGAAAUCAUAGAAGACCGCUCUCCCAAGUAAAGGUAGGAUAAAGUGGGAGGGCCUUAAAGGUCAUGAGAGCAGUUGCAGCCGCUCCGUUCAUUGCGAAGUAUGCAUCAAACACGUGGUUUGACACAUGUUGCCUUUAUAGUAGGUGCCUCAGCUUCAGAUCUUCCUUGCCCAUUGUUUGUGGACGCUGGUCAUAUCUGGUAGGCGUCACCAAACAGGUGCUCCAUGAGUGACUGUCUGUCUUCAGUUAUAUACUUCAUCUAGCCGAACGGGUUUUCGCUUCACUGGAUGACGCAUGCACUAACGCAUGCCUUCGCAUGCGUUACAUUGCACUUACUUGCUUGAAAUGUUCGUGACGUCCUCGAGGGAAACCGAGGACGGUUUGUAAAAAAAAGAAGAGAACCUUCGCGGCUCUGUUAAUCAGGGAGCGACUGACACAGCACGGUAUGCGAACAGCCUCAUCUCGAGUCACUCGGCAGAAGUGCUGCCACAUUUUUUUUGCUUGUACAAAUAAAGUGGACGAUGUCACAGUGA
This is a messenger RNA of Dermacentor albipictus, 2828 nucleotides long. Its product is annotated as palmitoyltransferase ZDHHC8-like. NCBI's taxonomy places the organism in Eukaryota, Metazoa, Arthropoda, Arachnida, Ixodida, Ixodidae. The record is from RefSeq and is a predicted model, not a curated record.